This is a messenger RNA of Aethina tumida (small hive beetle), 945 nucleotides long. RefSeq lists its product as uncharacterized. NCBI's taxonomy places the organism in Eukaryota, Metazoa, Arthropoda, Insecta, Coleoptera, Nitidulidae. The record is from RefSeq and is a predicted model, not a curated record. The transcript has a single exon. The coding region runs from base 1 to 945 and encodes 314 amino acids.
AUGUUUAGUCCCACCAAGGGGAAAUCGAGGGACGACCUAAUCAAUUACGUAAAAAGCAGGACUUUCACAACGGACGAAAUCAUGCAGACUGGGGAGGUGUCUCAAACACUCAAUCCCGGCAAAUCGAGCGACUCAGCAGCCAACACCGGUGAACUGAGUAGCCGUGAGGCUGUUGAUUCUGCCCAGAAAGCGAUCCCAAGUACAACAGAGGCAGAGUUUAUUAAACCAAAAAAAAAAAACACAAACCUGAGCAAAAUAAUAUCAGUCAAAUCAACAGAGAAAAGGAAAGCCAUAGAGCUUCAGAACCGGUACUCCUCGCUCAGCGAGAGCGAAACGGACAACGAAGACAUGGGCAUUGCUCGGAAAAACAGCAAAAGGUUGAAAAAAGCACACAGAAGGAACACGACUAAGGAAGAACGGAUGAGCCAAACUGAGAACGACAAGCAGAAUAGCCGUAAACAAAGCCAACCUCCGCCAAUCGUUUUAAAGGGUAACAGGGUGACAACCCACAAGGACUUGGUCGAGACCCUGAACAAAGACAUCAAAGAUUAUACGCUGAAGUUCACAAGGAAUAAUAUACUUGUGAACAUAAGCGACGUGGAGCAACACCGUAAAUUCAUAGAAGUCCUUCAGGAUUCAAAUACAGAAUUCCACACCUAUACAAGUAAAAACGAAAAAACCCACGCGUUCGUGUUGAGAGGAUUGGACUCGGAACCCGACAUUGACGAGAUCCGGUCCAAUCUUCUGGAAGACCACGACUUAAAGGUCAUAAAAAUUUAUAAACUAAAAUCAAAGUACAGGCCGUUGUAUAUGAUCAUCACAGACAAUAAAGUCACCCUCAAGUGGUUCAACCAGUGCAUCAGACACGUAUUAAAUAUACGGGUGUACUGGGAGAGGCGCAACAACGAGAGGGGCAUUAUUCAGUGCCACCGGUGCCAGCUGUGA